CUCAACGCGGAAAAUAAGCCGGCUAGCAAAUGCCCUGGCCGGCCACAACACAAUGCGAAUGCGGUGCAACUCUAAAAGCAAGCAUAGAACGCGUGGCGAAUCACAGCCGGGCGUCAGUCGUUUGCGAAGCGUCGUCGUGAGCAGGUUGGAAAAGCGAGCGGGAAAAUCCGUACUGCCCAUCGCUGUCCCGGGAAAACCAUGUGCGUUUGAUGGUACAGGAAAGUGUUAUACCGUUUGAAUCAAGAAGUUGAAUAUAAGUUUAGUUUGAAGUGGAAGAUUUUUUAUAGUGAAGUUGAUGUUUUGAAAUUGUUAUAUUUAUGCUUAGCAUUGUGUUCAUUAUCUGAGAUUCCGCUGGAAUAAUUUAAGUCGAAACAGAAAACGGAAAAGUUGUGCACUGCGGGUCAAUUAAGCAGUGAAAAACUUCGUGUAAUUAAAAGCAUACCAUUGUGAGUUGAAAAUAGUGCUAUAGACCCCCGAGAUAAGCGACCAGAAGUAAACAGUGAACGACCGUGCUACAUACAGUCGUUGGAUGUAAUUUACUCAAAUUCUACUAUUGCAUGUCAAAGCAUUUCCCGCCAUCCUUCCCAGGAGCGUACGUUGCGGCUUAAAUUGAUUAGAGCACGAAAAGUUCCUCCUGGUAGCUACGGUUCGGAAUAGUGAACAGUGAAUGUGUUCGACAGUUUAAACGAAACGGGAUUGUAACAGUCGGUGACGGUGGCAACAACAACGGUUCGAAUAGUUCCUGUUGGAUAGCUUGAUGAACUUUUGCAAACUCGAUCCAUCGAACGAACAACGGUUUGGCUUUAAACCGGCUCAAGGACUUCAACGCAUGACUAGCCACAUCCAGAAGGCAGCCCUACUCUAGGCACAGAAGGUUAACCAGAACAAGAACACCCGCCAUCGACAAGGUUUGUUUGCGACAAUCUGCGCACUCAACGCACAAAAGAAAACAGCAUUGCAAAACAUCUGCAGAUACUGUAAACUAGCAAGCUACUAAAUCACUCCUCAAAGAGUUGCAUCAGUAUUUUCGUCGACUUUAUAUUUAUUUAAACCACAAAUCCUCCAAGAGGAGAAGUACAACGCUGCUCAUCUGUAGUUACAACUUUGCAAAACUGAAAAAGCCACGACCGGAUUAAACUGAUUUGGUGUGGUUUGAAUAUAAAGAGUGAAACCAGUUGCAGCACGAAUAACAAGACAAAUCACGCUAAUAAAAGAGGAAUCGUCCUACUUUGUCAAGUGGGUGAGGGCAACCACAGGACUUGUCCACCGCGCGAAGUCACAAAGUGAAACCCAGCUCAAAAUCUCGGAGAAUUUCACAGAAAACUGCGGUUUGAGAGAGAGUGUGCGGUCGGGUCGCCCACCAUUGCUUUCUACACAAGACUCAAUAUAAUAAAAACAGAUUUCACCAACCAUGCGGAUUAGCAGGCACGUAGAUGUCAGUAGAAUUGUCUUUCACGUGGCAUUUGUCGCCAUGGCAGUGUCCGUAACACAGGUCACCACCGAGGACUGCGGCCAGGAGGAACUCGUCCAGUGUACCAAACCGCUACAAGUGCUCUCCGCUACCUCCGAGCUCUCGUUCGUCACGAAAAAGGAGGAACUGGAUAAACUUUGCCCUGACCUUCACGCGGGCCUCCACUGCAUACGAAGCUACACGCGACGCUGCAUGAACAUCCACCAGAGAGAGCACUUCAACAAGCUGUAUCACGGCACCCACGAGGUCAUACACGAGCUCUGCCAGGAAGGACCCUAUCAGGAAGACUUUCUUAGACAUGCACCCUGCAUGCGGCACGUCAAGAAGGACUACGAAGUGUGUGCGGUCAGCUAUCAGAGCACAAUGGCCAAGAUUGGACAGACGGUGGCACAUACCACGGUGAGGCCCCCGCCGGUGCAACUGACGACACCCAGUGCGGCCAUGGCUCUUUCGUCGUCGGACAACGUGCACCAGCAGCAGCAUCAUCAUCACCGGCAGCAUCAGCAUCAGCAUAACAGUGGCAGCAGCAGCAGCAACAACGACACCAAAAGUGCUGAGGAUGCGGAAGAGGAACGACUCAAAACUGUUUGCUGUGCAUUCCACAAGUACAUGCAGUGUUCCGAGUUCACGGUCCGUCACGCGUGUGGAGACGAAACCGCGCUCUUCACUCGGAAAUUCCUCGACAAAAUGUCCAACAAACUGAUGACGAUGCACUGCGUUGAUUACACACCGGGAAGCGGAAAAUGCCGGGAUUAUUUCAGCUCGCACUCGGCACGCGCCCAGCAGCAUCAGAACCGGAUGCUCUCGUGGCUGGCCACCCUAACGCUACUGCUGGCCAUAACUAGCCGGUUGGUCAACCCAAGCGUACUAAUUUAAUCGGCGGCCCGCGCGCGCGUGUGGACUGUCGAGUCCUUUCUCUGGGGACGCGGUGUUCAUGGUGCACCUACUGCUACUGGAUGCAGCUCGACGGCUAUCAACAGCCAGCAGAAACGAAACAAAAAGCUCUAUAUAUAGGAACAACACAUAUAUUGCUAUUAUAGGGAAAUCUAGUGUUGCCGGAACCUAUUUUGUGAUCGACGAUGACGCGCGAGUGCGGAUCUAAGCGUGAAUGGGAAACCUACAUAUACGAGUGAAUACAGUGUGAAAUAGUGGAAUGGAACAUGAAUAAAUUAAAAACUUAAAAGAGAA
Molecule: messenger RNA, 2659 nt
Organism: Aedes albopictus (Asian tiger mosquito)
Lineage: Eukaryota; Metazoa; Arthropoda; Insecta; Diptera; Culicidae
Exons: 7
Coding region: 1412-2347 (311 amino acids)
Source: RefSeq, a predicted model, not a curated record